AUGUCCAUCACAUCCAAUGCAGAAUAUGCUCGUAUUCAGUUCGCAACCUUGGCUGGCUUAGAACAAGCAUUAUUAAAGUAUUGGAAUAUCGAGUCUUCUCCUGAAUCCGCCAUUGUGAUUCAAGGCGAUGAGAACUGGAUCUUUACCGACGGCGGACCAGCACGGCAUUCGCUUCACUUGCACAAUCUAAAGACAGCGCAAUUACACCCGCAAACAACGUAUCGCUAUCAAGUGGGUGCGGUGAAUGUGCAGUCAGAGACACAGUGGUCAUCGAUUUACGAAUUCCAUACACCUUCUCGAGACGAUGACUUUCACUUUCUGGUAGUCAGCGAUAUGGGGAUAAACAAUGCGGUGGCCUACAAACAUUUGGUGAAACUAGCCAAAGAACACACACAUGAUUUUGUCGCCAUGGUAGGCGAUCAAGCGUAUGACAUGGCCGACCAAAACGGGAGCAAAGGCGAUCAAUACAUGAACUUUGUACAAGAAUUAUACGCACGGCUGCCUUUCCUAGGCACACCCGGCAACCACGAAAGCCUCUACAACUUUACCCAUUACAAAAAUAGGUUUAAUAUCCUUCCGUUCCAGGAAUCCGGAUUUGAGAAUCCGGAUAUGUAUUCUAUAGAUUACAAGUCAUUACAUUUGGUGUCGUUUUCGACGGAGGUGCUUUUUGAAGGUUCAGACGCAGAGAUCGAGACAGCAUUACAUUGGUUGGACAACGAUCUUCGCAAGGCGAAUAAACACCGUCAAAAGAGACCGUGGGUCGUGGUUUUUAGUCACAGACCCCUCUAUUGUUCUACACAAACAAUCAGUCAAGAUUGCACCUACCGAGCCGCUCACGUUAGGAAUGGCGUUUCCGAUUUCGAUCUACGUACGUUUUCCCCCGGCAUAGAGAAGCUAUUAGUAGAACGCAAUGUCGACUUGUAUAUCAGUGGUCACGUUCACAAUUAUGAACGCACAUACCCUGUGACCAACGGGACGGUCACUGCUCGAACUUACACUGAUGCCCCCAGUCUCUUCCAUUUGGUAGUUGGGAAUGCGGGACAACCGGAAAGACCCGAUUUAUUUAAUUCAACUGGACCGUAUGCGGAUUGGUCUGCGUUUCGAUUUGACGGGUAUGGUUAUACGGAUAUUAAAGUGACCCCUACCAGUCUGGAGCUCAUACACCGGGAGACCAAAACAGAUGGCACGCUUGGUGAUAUUGUGGACCGAGUCACCGUAACAAAAGAUGUGAAGAAGUAUAACUAA
Molecule: messenger RNA, 1245 nt
Organism: Radiomyces spectabilis
Lineage: Eukaryota; Fungi; Mucoromycota; Mucoromycetes; Mucorales; Radiomycetaceae
Product: Metallo-dependent phosphatase-like protein
Exons: 5
Coding region: 1-1245 (414 amino acids)
Molecular function (GO): metal ion binding; acid phosphatase activity
Source: RefSeq, a predicted model, not a curated record